Messenger RNA from Thermochaetoides thermophila DSM 1495, 1560 nucleotides. Its product is annotated as putative extragenic suppressor of the bimD6 mutation protein. Bases 1 to 1560 code for a protein of 519 amino acids. Gene Ontology annotation, molecular function: protein serine/threonine kinase activity; ATP binding. The transcript has a single exon. Gene Ontology annotation, biological process: maturation of SSU-rRNA; protein phosphorylation. Gene Ontology annotation, cellular component: preribosome, small subunit precursor; cytosol. Lineage: Eukaryota; Fungi; Ascomycota; Sordariomycetes; Sordariales; Chaetomiaceae. The record is from RefSeq and is a predicted model, not a curated record.
AUGACUCCGGCUCCAGAGCCCCAAGAUCCUCCCACCAUCCACGAACCCGUUGCCACUGAACAGACCGACGACAUCAGCGACUGGGACGUCGAGAGCGACUAUGAAGACGGCUAUGGCGCCCCAUCCAAGUCUCAGGCCCAAGGCGGCGCUUCUGCUGCCGACCGACCCAAGAUCAACGCCCAUGCCCGAAUCGACGACCAGAUGACCGACCUCGCCAGGCACGCCUCCAAGAUUCGCCUGGACAAUCUCACGAUGCAGCAGAUCUUCCGCGACAAAGAUCGGACUGAUAAUGCUACCAGCGAUCAGGUCCUCGACAACCACACUCGCAUGAUCAUCCUGAACAUGCUUAACCGCAACAUCAUCAGCGAGAUCUACGGCACGAUCAGCACUGGUAAAGAAGCCAACGUCUACAACGCCGUCGCUUACGACAACAAUGGCGAGCGCAUUGAGCGUGCCGUCAAGGUGUACAAGACAAUCAUCCUAGGCUUCAAGGAUCGUGAGCGGUAUCUUGCGGGAGAGCAGCGUUUCAAGACCAUCGUCGACAAAGCGCUUAGUGCACCGCGCAAGAUGAUCAAGCUCUGGGCCGAGAAGGAGUUCCGCAACCUCAAGCGCCUUCACACUGCCGGCAUCCCGUGUCCAGAGCCGAUCUAUCUUAAGUAUAACGUCAUGGUCAUGGGAUUCCUUGGCGACCACACCAACGGCUAUGCCUUCCCCCGUCUGCACGAUACCAAGAUUACCGGUGAGACGCUGGAGGAGACAGAGGCUGAGUGGCGACGCCUCUACAUCAACCUACUCAGCAUGAUGCGCCGCAUGUACCAGGUCUGCGGCCUGGUGCACGGCGAUCUGAGCGAGUACAACAUCCUCUACAACGAAGGCGUCCUCUACAUUAUAGAUGUGUCGCAGUCCGUCGAACACGAUCACAUCGAAGCGACCAACUUCUUGCGCAUGGACAUUAGAAAUGUCAACGACUUCUUCGCCCGCCGGGGCGUCGACACCCUGUCUGAUCGCACAGUCUACCACUUCAUCACCGACAGCACUGGAGCGGUCGACGAAAACGGCAUGCGUAAGGCCAUAGACAACCUAUAUGCGACGCGCCCUCCCCUCGCCGAGAGCGAGGAGGCCCGCGCCGAGCAGGAGAUUGACAACCAGGUCUUCCGCAACCAGUUCAUCCCCACCACGCUCGAGGAAGUGUACAACCUCGAGGUCGAGCUCGGUAAGAAGGUCGACACCCGGCUGUACCAGCACAUGCUCGCCGACAGCAAGGUGCCUGAGUCGACUGGUGGUGAGCACAAGAGUGGGGAAGGGGGGGAGUCUGGGAGCGAAGACGAGGAAGGAGACGAGGGAGAGAGUGGAGAGGUGGAGAGUGGAGAUGAAGAAAGAGAGGAGGGUGAGGGUGACCGUUUUGAGAAGAAGCGGCCCCGCGGGAAGAAGCACUUGGAUAAGGCGGAAAAACAUGCGCACAAGAUGGCGGUCAAAGAGGCCAAGCGGGAGAAGAGGAAGGAAAAGAUGCCCAAGCAUGUCAAGAAAAAGUUGGUUGCGGCAAACAAGAAGAGGAAGUAA